ACUUGGUUUUUCAGGGGACAUUUGGAGCUGAUUUGCCCCCAAGGCCAUUUUAGCGGUGAAAGAUUAACUCGUUUUUAGCGUCAUGGAAAUGCUUCGAUUGCCCGCAGUCCUUCGCCAGAUUAGGCCAGUGUCCAGGGCACUGGCUCCUCAUCUCACUCGGGCUUAUGCCAAAGAUGUAAAAUUUGGUGCAGAUGCCCGAGCCUUAAUGCUUCAAGGUGUAGACCUUUUAGCUGAUGCUGUAGCUGUUACUAUGGGGCCAAAGGGAAGGACGGUGAUUAUUGAACAGAGUUGGGGAAGUCCCAAAGUGACAAAAGAUGGUGUGACUGUUGCAAAGUCCAUUGACUUAAAAGAUAAAUAUAAAAAUAUUGGCGCGAAACUUGUUCAAGAUGUUGCCAAUAACACAAACGAAGAGGCUGGGGAUGGCACCACUACUGCUACUGUACUGGCACGCUCCAUUGCCAAGGAAGGCUUUGAGAAGAUUAGCAAAGGUGCUAAUCCAGUGGAAAUCAGGAGAGGUGUGAUGUUAGCUGUUGAUGCUGUAAUUGCUGAACUUAAGAAGCAGUCUAAACCUGUGACAACCCCAGAAGAGAUCGCCCAGGUUGCUACUAUUUCUGCAAAUGGAGACAAAGAAAUCGGCAACAUCAUUUCUGAUGCGAUGAAAAAGGUUGGAAGAAAGGGCGUUAUCACAGUAAAGGCAAGUGAUGGAAAAACACUGAAUGAUGAAUUAGAAAUUAUUGAAGGCAUGAAGUUUGAUAGAGGGUAUAUCUCUCCAUACUUUAUUAAUACAUCAAAAGGUCAGAAAUGUGAAUUCCAAGAUGCCUAUGUUCUGUUAAGUGAAAAGAAAAUUUCUAGUGUCCAGUCCAUUGUUCCUGCUCUUGAAAUUGCCAAUGCUCACCGUAAGCCCUUGGUCAUAAUUGCUGAAGAUGUGGAUGGGGAAGCUCUAAGCACACUCGUUUUGAAUAGGCUGAAAGUUGGUCUUCAGGUUGUAGCAGUCAAAGCUCCAGGUUUUGGUGACAACAGAAAGAACCAGCUUAAAGACAUGGCUAUUGCUACUGGUGGUGCAGUAUUUGGAGAAGAAGGACUAACUCUAAAUCUUGAAGAUGUUCAGCCUCAUGACUUAGGAAAAGUUGGAGAGGUCAUUGUGACCAAAGAUGAUGCCAUGCUCUUGAAAGGAAAAGGUGACAAGGCUCAAAUUGAAAAGCGUAUUCAAGAAAUUAUCGAGCAGUUAGAUAUUACAACUAGUGAAUAUGAAAAGGAAAAACUGAAUGAACGUCUGGCAAAACUCUCAGAUGGUGUUGCUGUGCUAAAGGUUGGUGGGACAAGUGAUGUUGAAGUGAAUGAAAAGAAAGACAGAGUUACAGAUGCCCUUAAUGCUACACGAGCUGCUGUUGAAGAAGGCAUUGUUUUGGGAGGGGGCUGUGCCCUGCUUCGGUGCCUUCCAGCCUUGGAUUCAAUAACUCCAGCUAAUGAAGAUCAAAAAAUUGGUAUAGAAAUUAUUAAAAAAGCACUCAAAAUUCCUGCAAUGACCAUUGCUAAGAAUGCAGGUGUCGAAGGAUCAUUGAUAGUUGAGAAAAUUUUGCAAAGUUCUUCAGAAGUUGGUUAUGAUGCUAUGCUUGGAGAUUUUGUGAAUAUGGUGGAAAAAGGAAUCAUUGAUCCAACUAAGGUUGUAAGAACUGCAUUACUGGAUGCUGCUGGAGUGGCCUCUCUGUUAACUACAGCAGAAGUUGUAGUCACAGAAAUUCCUAAAGAAGAGAAGGAUCCUGGAAUGGGCGGGAUGGGAGGGAUGGGAGGUGGUAUGGGAGGUGGCAUGUUCUAAUUCCUAGAAUAGUGCUUUACUAUCAUUAAUGAGCUGUGAGAGGAAGCUCAAGGCAGCAUUCCUCACCAAUAACUUUAAGAGAGGUCAGUUGAAGGAGAUGACUGAAGAAAAGGCUGGCUGAUGUUUAAGAAGAUCACUAUAACCAUCAGUUACUGGUUUCAGUUGACAACAUAGAAUGGUUUACUGCUGUCAUUGUCCAUGCCUACAGAUAAUUUAUUUUGUACUUUUGAAUAAAGACAUUUGUACAUU
Eubalaena glacialis (North Atlantic right whale) is the source of this 2065-nucleotide messenger RNA. RefSeq names its product heat shock protein family D (Hsp60) member 1 (gene HSPD1). NCBI's taxonomy places the organism in Eukaryota, Metazoa, Chordata, Mammalia, Artiodactyla, Balaenidae. Gene Ontology annotation, molecular function: protein-folding chaperone binding; ATP-dependent protein folding chaperone; ATP binding. The record is from RefSeq and is a predicted model, not a curated record. Gene Ontology annotation, biological process: T cell activation; positive regulation of interleukin-6 production; protein refolding. Bases 83 to 1816 code for a protein of 577 amino acids. Gene Ontology annotation, cellular component: mitochondrial matrix; mitochondrial inner membrane. The transcript is spliced from 12 exons.